AUGAUGGCUGUCGAAGCUGCUAGGCCUAAACAAUUCCCAUACUUCGAUCCCAUGACCAUGGAUUCCUCCUCCAUGUUCUCUUUCCCCGUUGAGAGUCUCCCCCACUACACGCAAGGACAUGAUGUAUCCCAUGCUUCCCAUUCCUACUACGAUACCCACCCUUUGUUGGAAUCCGCAGACCUGCAGAAGCCUACCUAUUUUUCUUCCAUACCUGCUACACCCCCUUCAAUCUCCGCCUCGCACUCCGCCUCUCACUCUACAGAGCCAUAUAUCCCCACUGGGUCUGCUGCCUCAGGGCAGUCAAUUCCUAGCGCAUCUUCUUCGGCUAUGGGGUCACCAUACUCAGGAACCGCCCAUGCAUUCCAGGAGAAUUGGGUGAAUACGAAUCACGGAUUGGGUUUACCAGCCGCAGUGAUGAACGAUCUUUUCUCCCAGGACUACAUGGGAAGCGCUUUGGACAUGGAUAUGCUCUACCAAGAAAAAUUCCCAGAUCCUUUCGUCGAUCCCUCAUUGAUUCAACCGGCGCAACAAGGCCCUGGAAUUACUCCGACUAUCUCAUAUCCUGACCAACCCGUUUCUUCCUACUCAACCGUGCCACCUAAUUACAUUUCUCACUCUCCCGCCCCGUCACCUCUCCCAUAUAAUGACAUUGCAGAGCACCACACCUCCCCCCGCUCACACCCAAUACAACACACUGGGCCAUCUCCACUCAUGGUUCCACACAGGUCACAUUCACGACCACUAUCGAUCUAUGAUCGGCGAUCGUCUAUUUCCUCAAUUCACUCCCGACGCUCGCAACACAGCCCGGCGCUGAGCAGCAUCGAGCCAGAUGAAGAGACAAAAGAUAAAGGCCGCUGUCUAUAUCCCGACUGUGGCAGAGUCUUCAAAGAUCUGAAGGCCCACAUGUUGACUCACCAGUCAGAGCGACCAGAGAAGUGCCCGAUCCUGAACUGCGAGUACCACAUCAAGGGCUUCGCUCGCAAGUAUGACAAGAACCGCCACACCCUGACCCACUACAAAGGAACAAUGGUGUGCGGUUUCUGUCCAGGCUCCGGAUCUCCCGCGGAAAAGAGCUUCAACCGCGCCGACGUCUUCAAGCGCCACCUAACCUCCGUCCACGGUGUGGAACAAACCCCACCAAACUGCCGGAAGCGCAGCCCUGGCGUAGCCAAGAAGGGUACCAACUAUAGUCCAGACGCAACAGGAAAGUGCUCAACCUGUUCAUCGACCUUCAGCAACGCCCAGGACUUCUACGAGCAUCUGGACGACUGCGUUCUCCGCGUCGUGCAGCAAGAAGAGCCUUCGGAGGCGAUCAAUCAGCAGCGUCUGGCAGAGGUUGCUUCGGAUGAUGAUGUCAAAAAGACCAUGGAAAAGCAUCAACUACACGACGUGGCUGGCCCGGUUGAUCAAUUCGACGAUUACGAAGAUCAAGAUGAAGACGAUACCCACGACCCCUCCAGCUGGCGCGGCCUGAAGACUAAGCCCAAAUCCUCAAAGGGAAACAUCCCCACCUCCCGCCCUAUCAUCGGUUCCGGGAAUGCCAUCUCCAAGAAUUCCUCCAAGGCUCCCCGUGCUGUUGCAACUCGUCGCCGCAAUAAUCGCGGAAACUACCCCAACUCCUGGGGCUGCCCCAGCAGCACCAUGAAGACCAAGAAGCGCGUGCUAUGUGUCUUUGAUGGCCGGCGCCGUCUGUGGAAAGAUGAGAUGAUGCUCAAUAAUGAGUUCGAGGUCCGUCUGAGACUCCCCGGUGGUGCUGGCGAUGGUACCAACCGCGAUGCCUACGUUACCGAUCUGGAUGUCGAGACGUUGAAGCGCGCUGAGGGUGUGCUCAAUGCUACCGAGGAGGAGCGUGGCCCUUGGUUGAAUGGUCCUUCGGCUCACAUCAUGGGUCAGCCGGCGAUGCUAUUGCCAGAACUAUGCCAGUCCCAUGAUGAUGAGCUUUCGAUCAAUGAAUUAAUGGCUUAA
Penicillium vulpinum is the source of this 1965-nucleotide messenger RNA. RefSeq lists its product as uncharacterized. NCBI's taxonomy places the organism in Eukaryota, Fungi, Ascomycota, Eurotiomycetes, Eurotiales, Aspergillaceae. The record is from RefSeq and is a predicted model, not a curated record. The transcript has 2 exons. Bases 1 to 1965 code for a protein of 654 amino acids.